This is a messenger RNA of Pelagomonas calceolata, 1465 nucleotides long. The record is from the annotation of a GenBank genome assembly. NCBI's taxonomy places the organism in Eukaryota, Pelagophyceae, Pelagomonadales, Pelagomonadaceae.
CGCUGCGGCGAGCAGCACGCACUACAUUGCCAUUGGUGCUGGACAGCACACUCGCAAUAUGGCUGAGAGCACCCCAAUCACGGAGAGCACCACCACGCCAGACGACGAGACAGCCAACCCGCUACAGAUUGAAAGUGUAGACGAAGAGUCGCGCGCCUCAGAGGACACGGCCGGGUCGCUGCUCGAAGCCGCGCAGGGCCGGCCCCUGAGGCUGCCGGUACGGGCGGGCGCACACCGACAGACUGCGAGGGCGCCGUACUGGUUCUGGCUCCUCGGCUUAUUGAAUAACGCGAGUUAUGUCAUUAUGAUCGCGUCCGCGAAAUCGAUCGACGCCGGCGGCGUCGCGGUUGUGUACCUCGUGGCCAUCGGGCCGGGUUUAGCCGUGAAGGCGUCCGCGCCGUACUGGUUCGAUCUCGUUCGAUACGAGAAGCGGUUGUUGGUGGCGGCUCUGAGCAUGGUCGGCGGCUUCCUCCUCGCCGGUUUGGGUGCGCGGAGGCCCCUGCAGUUACUAGGAGUGGCGCUGACGUCGUUCCAGUCGGCGCUCGGCGAAGCCACUCUAUUAGCUUUGGCGGCGCGCCACGACGAAGGCUGCGUGAGCGCGUGGUCGUCGGGAACGGGCUUCGCGGGAAUUGUGGGCUACGGCUGGGUCUGGUUAUUUACAAGGGCGCUGCGCUUCUCGAUGGCGGCGUGUCAAUCAGUGGCCGCGCUGUCGUUGCCGCUGUUGUAUGUCUUGGCUUCCAGACGAGUUACGGGCGCCGACGAGAUCCGGCCGAAGCGGCUCGGCUCGUUCUGGGAGCGGACGAGGUUUGGGUUAAAACUCUGGCCGACGACGGGGGCCCUGUUCCUCGUCUACUUCUCGGAGUACGCGCUGCAGUCCGGCGUGUGGGCGUCGAUGGGCGUGCCUCAACCGACGAAGAAGCAUAGGCAGGAUUUCUACCUGUACGCGAAUUGGUUAUAUCAAGUUGGGGUUUUGGUGUCGCGGAGCUCGGGGCCUCUCUUCCCGACGCCGCCGUCCAAUGCGUGGCUCUGGGCCGCGAGCGGCCUGCAGGCCGUGUUUCUCUGCCUCUUCGCCGUCGAUGCAGCAACAAGGUACUGGUACGCGUCGUCGAUUCUCGUGAUGUGCGUGCUGGUCGGGCUGCUCGGAGGCGGUGCGGACCCGUGUGGAAAUCAAGGUUCACGGAAGCCCCACGCCAUCGCCGCGACGGCGUGGCGCUGGCUCCGACUCACUGGUCGAUGCUCGCACAGGGGUCUACGUCCACGGGUUUCGGCGCUUAUCUGUAGGACACGAGCCGGAGCUGGCGAUGCCCGUGGGCGCGCUGGCCGCGGAUGCCGGAAUUGUAUUAGCCAACGUCAUGGGGUUGUUCCUCCAGGCGUGCCUCUACGAGGUGAACGGGAUCGACGGCGCGGCCGUGCCCUGGCGGUUGCCGGGCUGCCGCGAGCGGUGGUAAUUGUAUGUUCUGUGACA